UCGUGUUAAAAAGCCGCGCGGAUUGUAAAAGUUUCUUAAAUAGCAAUUUGGUGAUUUAGAUAGAUUUGGUGUAAUUUCAAUAGUUUAUAGUACAAUGGCAACCCCAGCACCAGAAGGAAUGGAUGUUACGGAUCUAAAAUUCAAACUUCAGAGUAAAGUGCCGAUUUUCAAAGGUAAUGGCAACGUUACAGAUAAUUGUAAUCUACUUGCUUCAGCCAGCGUUUACGGCUUAAUUUUCGCUGGCACAACAACGGCACAGUUAAAAGUGUUGCAACUUAAAGAUGUCACUGCGGAACGGAUUAUUGAUAUACCUGUUCCGUUGCGGACGGUUCCCCUACCUAGUGAACCAUUUCAGAUUGUAGUUAGCAGCGAUCAUGGAUUUUUAGCGGUAGAUGUGGUCAAUAAUGGUGUGCCCUUUAUAUACAUCUUCUCAGUUCCUUCUUUUCUUACCGCAACCGUUGCUAAACUUCAUGAAAUAAGAACGUCGCCUGAAGGAGGAGUUAGAAGCACUCAAAUACUCUGGAAUCCGGUAAUUCAUAACAUGUUCUCAGUGCGCACUGACAACGGCGCGCUUUCCGUGUAUACACUAAAAGAACCGACUGGAAUAGAAUUUCACUCACUAGAUAAGAGUGAAGGAGUUAUUUGCGCUUGUUGGAGUCCCAAAGGAAAGCAACUAGUAGCAGGUUUCACUAACGGAAAGCUGGUACAAUAUAAACCGGAUCUAAAAGUUGCAAGAACUAUUAUUUGUCCCACUGGUGUGCUGGAAGGUAAUUUUGAUGUGAUUGCGCUGCAGUGGUUAUCAACGUAUCAGUUCGCAGCAGUGUUUUUGCUCCAUGCAGAUGACAGUGUCCCUGCACUGUUCAUAGUGAAUGCUCCUAAAACAGGAAAUCCAGUUUUUAUAAAUUACGACGACAUAUGCUACAGUCAAAGCGUUCCACGUAAAGGUCAGGUUUUCUUACAGCAUAUUAUGCAAUGGAAUCUUCUGCUUAUGGCUUCGGCCAAUAGUAUGGAGGUGGGUAUUUUGGGGACAACCGAGAACGGGGAAACACCAACAUGGUAUCAAUGGACGACAACAGACGAAGCUCGUGCGGAGCUUCCUCUUUCGUCGGAUAAACAAGAAACAUUUCCGGUCGGAUUGUCUCUGGAGACCGGCUGCACCCAUCAAGUGAUAAUUGGCGAGCAAACCUUUCCCGUUAUGCCGAUGAUUCACAUGCUGUCUACAUACGGAUUUCUCGUGUCUUUCAAUGUUCUUAACACAGCUGCAAACAUUCCGAAUAUCUGUUCACCCCCAAAGCCGACAGUCGAUACCUCUGGAAAAUUUGAAAAGAUUGAUAUCGGUAAACAAACGGACGUGCCUGUAACAGUUGUAACCCACUCACAGGCGUCUGAUAUAUCAUUCACUCUUCCUGCUGGAGCAACGUCCACACCGGCUGCAUUGAAAACAAAAUCUUUUUUUAGCCCCAGCGAAACCAAGACAACUGCAAAUCUUUUCGGUGCUGCAGCUUCCAAUAUAGCCCCAGCAACAGUUAUGCCGACUUUCGGCAAACAAAUUACAUUCGGCGGACCUCCAAACAUGAAUGUAGAAACGAUAAAAGCUGGUGUUAGUGCUAGUACAUCUUCCUCAAACGGAUUACCAGUUCAAACAUUCUUAGUUCCUCAAACUCAACCCUCUAUGCCAAAAACGUCUCUCAAUCAGUUCCAAAAACCUGCAGAAUCUUCAAAACCGUUAAUAACAGUUCCACCAACCUACACACCUCCGCCAACAGAAGGCGAAAAUUCUCGCCCUGUUCCAUCCGGUAAUCUUGCACAGCAAACCAACUAUGUUCAGAAAAAAGCAGACGCUUCAGACGACACUAAUUCUGUAAUUAGGUCUAUGAUAGCAGAAGAAAUGAAUAAAUUUGAAGAAGAGCUUAAAAGUCUACAAUAUCGCUGCAAGUCACUAAGCACAUCCGUUGGUUCUAAGGACGACUCAGCUACUAUUGUAAAAAAUCUCAAAGAGUUGCAGGACUUGAGCGUGCAAGCUACGGAGAGCACUGACUCACUUACAUCCGAUGUUCAAGCACUCCGCUUAAGUUUGAACGAGGCGUUCGCUAUGAUAGCUGAAGCAAAUAGUAAAAAUUCCAUCUAUAAAAAUCCGAGCCCAAAUCAAUUUCAGGAAACACACGCCAUGUCUCAGUCAAGUCGGCGUCAAUUGGCCAGUCUCCAGAAUCAGCUGACCACAAACAACAAUCAGUUGCAGAUCGUGAAUAAACAGAUCGAUGCUCAAUGGUCAAGCUUUCAAGAAGCGAACAAUGCAAAUUCGAAACGUAGAAUGCAUGUUCCUAGUUUAGAAGUCCUAUAUCAAACGCUUUCUAAGCAGCAGGAAAUUCUUAACAGGCACCGGGAGAAACUAAGUUAUAUCAAAGGACGCCUUGGUAUGCGUGAAAGCAUUCGUGGAUUAGAAAAAGGGCACCGAAAAGAAUCGCCCUUUGCCGUAGAUAGUGGAACGCCAGUUGACUCUCUUACUGAUUCUAUCAUUUCUAUGACACUCGCUGAUAAAAUACGCGAAGACAUGCGACUUAUGACCGAAUCCAAAAUGGUCUCUCUUAGGAAUAUGCUUCGAAACAGACGAAUUGUCAUUAUCAAACCAGGCAGACCGGAUCGCAUAGGCCUUAAUUCAGAGGUUGUACGGGAGCGACGAAAUGAAGUGCGACGUGUAAAUUUGGAAAAAAAUAAGAUAAAACCAGACACUUUUGCGACGCUUCAUUCAACGCAAAUUAUCGCGGAUAAUAGUGAAAAGUCUAAAACGAAAGCAAAAACAUCUCAGCAUUCUAUUGAAGGCGUCAAGUUUACCCCCGUGACUAACUCAGAACUAACUAAAGUAUUUGAAAUACCCAAAACAAUGAGUUUGCCAGCCUUUGCAUCUAAUUCUGCAGCAGCUGUAUUAGCGCCUCCGGCUACCAGACGUCCAGUUGCGCCGACUCCAGCAGCGGCUGGGAUAUUUAAUUUUGCACCUUCUGCAACGGCGACUGCAACGGUACCGACGGGAACAAGCAAAGCUACUCCAGUAAUCUUCAAUACUCCGAUGACGACUGCCAGUAGCGCUGCUCCUGUUUUUAGUUUCGGACAAACAUCAACGGUAAGUAUGAAUUUCAGCUUACCGUCUAAAGCUAAGGAAGUUUCAUUAGGUAAAGAAUCAUUGUUGUUUGGUAACACAACCAUCAAACAAAUUUCAGCACCUGUCGAUGCCACUACACCAUGCAAUACUGAACAUGCGAAAUUGGAAUCGGAACUGUCAAAACCUAUUUCAGUUUUUGGCUUAACUAACACCACUAUUCAAGCCAUUGUCAAAGAAGAUAAGCCCUCGAUAGAAACAGAACCUGUUGCUAAACCAGGUCUUGCAUUUGGAUCUGCAAUCAAUAAAUCACCAACAUUUUCUUUUGGAUCCGCUAUCACUGGCCCACUUAACUUUGGAUCGUCUCAAACAGUUGUAUCCGGAACGACUACUGUAACUCCUGUUUUAAACCUUUCUAAGGCAAAGGAGGAUGAUUCGAAAAAAGAAAAAAAGGCUAUAGACGAUCUUAAGAAGGACGCUCCAUUAAAAUCCGGUUAUGAUAGUAACGGAGCUGAUAACGGUGGAGCGGCGGCUGCUUUUCCGGCUCUGACAAGCCUUUUGAAAAAAGUGGAGCAGCCCGCGGCGACACCUUCCAGCUUAUUCGGCGGUAUUGCUCCUAAAACUACCGGUUCUAGUACACUCGGCGCUGCAGUUAAUACAACUACUACCGGUGGUGGGCUGUUCGGAAGUAUUAAAAGUACGAUAGGAAAAGAUUCGUCGUUAGAAAAGCCUACUGCUACCAUUUCUGGUGCAGAGAGUACCUCAACAACACCAACAGCAGCUGUACCGUCUACUAGCGGUACAGGUAGCACAUUGUUUGGUUCUCUAAAAUUAUCGACAACAACAAGUUCUGCAGGAGGAUUUUCCUUCAGCGGUUUUGGUACCAAUGCAAAACCUACUAACCUAUCCACUAAAUCGGAUCCUCCUGAAUCUGAACCAACAAUUAGCUCCAGUACACUUGUCUCGUCUUUUGAUCCUGUCACGACUGCUACUGCUGCGACAAUAGCUCCUAUCACAUCAACGGUAGCUACUACUGGUUCUGCAACUACUACAGGUUUCUCAUUCGGAUCGGUGUUAUCACCAACUGCAACAUCAGCAUCAGCUCUAAAGGAAUCUUCCACAACUCUAUCGAAUACAACUAAUGUGCAGACGACUACCGCAGAUUCUACCAGCAAUCUAUUCGGUGCAAUUAACAUAUGCUCACCAACAGUAGCAACAACCACUAAAUCCCAAUCAACAAACAUCUUUGGUAGUACAGCUUUCUCCGUCCCCAAAACAGAAACUACUUCUAUUUUUGGAGAUAAUUCUUCCUCCGCUGCUGUGAAUACAUCUUUUGAAACCGCAUCUUCUGAGGUACCCAAGACGGUUACUAACUUAUUUGGGGCAGUUUCUAUUGCCGCUACGACUAGUAAUGAAACGGGUUUGUUCGGAUCAGUUACCACUAGUGCCAAUGGUUCGGUAUUUGGGACCACUUCACCAACCGCAAGUUCCCCGUUCAGUGCAACAGCUGCUCAAACCGGGACUUUUUUCGGAUCAGUUGCGGCAACUCCUGGCCAAGCUGGGGCAAGUCAAGGCUCUAUUUUCGGCGGUGCAUCAGCAAGCUCUCAACCAACGGCAGGCCUUUUCGGAACGACCGCUGCACCAGCAGCAACGACCGCCUCCAACAUAUUUGGAACAACCGCCACUGUGGCUAGUGGUAAUUUCUUUGGUUCAGCAGUGACCAGCCCAGCAGCAGGAGGAUCCCUGUUUGGUGGUUCAUCCGCGUUCAGUACUUCAAAUGCUCAGAGUACAGGAAAUAUUUUCGGUAGUUCUGCCACCGGAGCUACUGGAUUUGGGACAUCGGCUUUUGGACAGCCUGGUUCACCUCAAUCGGGGCAAUCCAUUUUCGGAGGAGCAAGCACUACGUCUGCUUUUGGCGGUACCAGUUUUGUUGGAUCACCUGGAGGAGCAUUCAGUCAGCCUACCGGUGGCAGUGUAGCACAGGCUGGUUUUGGCUCUCCUACCCCAUCUGCUUUCAACAAACCUGCGUUCGGUGGUGCAGCAACCUUCGGUAGUUCACCUGCUUUCGGCGGUGCACCUACCUUUGGCGGUGCACCAACAUUCGGUAGUCCACCAGCAUUCGGUAGCAAACCGGCCUUUGGCGGCGGUGCUGUUGGUUUUGGACAAGCCACGCUGAGUCCAUCAACACAGUCUAGCAACCUGUUUGAGCAGCUAGGUUCAUCAUCUUCGGGCGUUUCUUUCGGCAACCUUGCUCAGCAGCAAACCCAAAAGCCGGCUCAAUUUGGUGGAUCAUCGUUCUCGAGUUGGCGGUCCUAGGAUAAGCAAGUGAGUUGAUGGUAAUAUUAUGUGUACCAUUAUUAUAAAAGAAC
Messenger RNA from Sabethes cyaneus, 5463 nucleotides. RefSeq names its product nuclear pore complex protein Nup214 (gene Nup214). NCBI's taxonomy places the organism in Eukaryota, Metazoa, Arthropoda, Insecta, Diptera, Culicidae. The coding region runs from base 95 to 5410 and encodes 1771 amino acids. Gene Ontology annotation, biological process: RNA export from nucleus; protein import into nucleus. Gene Ontology annotation, cellular component: nuclear pore. The transcript has 6 exons. The record is from RefSeq and is a predicted model, not a curated record. Gene Ontology annotation, molecular function: structural constituent of nuclear pore; protein binding.